Messenger RNA from Cyphomyrmex costatus, 1062 nucleotides. RefSeq names its product sentrin-specific protease 1-like. Gene Ontology annotation, cellular component: nucleus. The record is from RefSeq and is a predicted model, not a curated record. Gene Ontology annotation, biological process: protein desumoylation; proteolysis. NCBI's taxonomy places the organism in Eukaryota, Metazoa, Arthropoda, Insecta, Hymenoptera, Formicidae. The transcript has a single exon. The coding region runs from base 1 to 1062 and encodes 353 amino acids. Gene Ontology annotation, molecular function: deSUMOylase activity.
AUGAAGCAUCAGGUUUUCGAUGGGGAAAUGAAAAAUCUUAUUCCUCGAGUCAUCACCGAAUUGUCACACAAUAUUUGUAUGAGAUUUGCUCUGCGAACAAACAGCCAGAAAACGACAAGGCAAAUAAAAAACAAGUGCAAAUUAACUAAUAAGAGUGCCGAACAAAAUGUACAGAAUUCUUCAGAUAAUGAAGUGUCCAAAGAAAGUUCUCCUACGCACACAGAAGUUAGUACAUCAAUAAACGAAAAGUCGUUGAAAAGAGCACGAAAACCGCUAACUAAACCAUCAACGAAACGAAGUGAUGUAUCGGACGUAAGAAAAAGAACAAUUGUGGAGACUGAAAACGAUGAAGAUGAAGAUAUUGAUCUACAAACGGAACAAUGGCUUAAGCGAAGUAAAUCCCGAUCUCUUAAUGCGGGAUUUUCUGCUUUUCCAAAAACUAUCAAAAACAAGCCAAAUAUGCUUCACUUUGACAAUACAGAAAUUAAACAGACACAUAGCGAAUCAUUUUCAAUUACGUCAGAAGCAACUGCUCCUUGGCAGCAUGAAUAUUUUGUGUCCUAUCCCAAAAAUUGGAAAGAGGCAUCAUUCUUCGUCGGGCCAAUUUUAAUAGAUACACGUGAUCUAGAAACCUUGAUGCCAAAUAUGGAAUUAAAUGACAGCAUUGUAAAUAGUUUUUUGAAUAUAAUGAGAAAUAAACAUGAUGCGAAAGGUAUUUUAAUUUUCGAUUUUUUUGUGUCGUUGUUAGAUGAUGGUGAACGUUUUGAAUUCAUCAGAUGGGUUCAAAAAGUGAAAGGCUGGAUGCAUAAAAUUUGGCUAAUGCCUAAAUGCGAAAAUGGUCACUGGACACUUUUAAUAAUCGUCUUCCCAACCAACACAAUUAUAUACCUAGAUUCGCUACACGGUACACCCUCGAAAACCCUGAUGAGGAGAUUAUGUGCAUUUAUAGAAAAAUCUCAUGGAAAAAAAGAUUUCCCUGCAUUCAGCUGGAGAGAUUGGACUUUAUUUUGUCCACGAGAUAUUCCAACCCAAUAUUCAUCAUCUGAGAUUGGUGUUAAUUGA